This is a messenger RNA of Austrofundulus limnaeus, 3699 nucleotides long. RefSeq names its product solute carrier family 9 member 7 (gene slc9a7). The coding region runs from base 1060 to 3198 and encodes 712 amino acids. Lineage: Eukaryota; Metazoa; Chordata; Actinopteri; Cyprinodontiformes; Rivulidae. The transcript is spliced from 17 exons. The record is from RefSeq and is a predicted model, not a curated record. Gene Ontology annotation, molecular function: potassium:proton antiporter activity; sodium:proton antiporter activity. Gene Ontology annotation, cellular component: plasma membrane; recycling endosome. Gene Ontology annotation, biological process: proton transmembrane transport; sodium ion import across plasma membrane; potassium ion transmembrane transport.
GAUGACUUGUCCCAGAGGCAGGAUGUAUAUAAUGUGAAGAGAGUAGGACCAAGAACUGACCCCUGAGGAACUCCACAAGUGACCGUAUGAGUCUUUGAUUUGGCUUCUCCGAUGGCAACAUAUUCAGUUCUGUCAGAAUGGUAGGACCGGAACCAGUCAAGGACAGUAUCAUGACGUCCAAUAGUUUGUGAGAGACGGUUGAGGAGGAUGUUGUGGUCAGUAGUGUCAAAUGCUGAGGACAGGUCAAGAAGGAUUAAAAGAGACAGUGAGCCUGCAUCUGCUGCCAUCAACAGGUUGUUGGUGGCCCAGAUUAAAGCUGUUUGGUGGAGUGUGAAGAGCGAAAACCAGACUGAAACUUCUCAACAGCUCAUUUGAUUUGAGGUGAUUAUUUAACUGUCCUGUCUUAUGUUCCUCAAUGAUUAUCAACAAUAACUUGUUUUAAAAAUGAGGGGGAUAUGAAAAAAAUGUGGUGUUUGAACAUUUUGUGUGACAAGUGUAACUUAUUUUAAUCUCAGUGCUGGAACUACUUUCCCAAAUGAAUAAAAAGGGCAAACGGGCCUAAACAGUCCAAGAAGGACCACAGGGUUAACUGAAUGAAUCGUGAAAUGUUGCAGAGAAAGAGCACACAGCCGUCAUGCUCUACAGCAGUGAUUACCUAAAUUGUUGCGGUCUGUUUCCCACAACAUCCCAGCUUUGUGUGAGAUGGGUUGAAGCUAUGCAAACACCUGAGGGGGCAGCAAAGGGCCAACGCCCCCACUCCUCCCCGCCUCCCGACGCCCCUGCAGGAUAUUUGCUCCUCGGCUCGUUUGCAGCCAAAGUUUCCUGUUUUUCGGAGCCGCUCAGAAGUGCAGACUCAUCAGAAUGUGAGGACGGUGACUCCGGGGCUUCAGCUUCGUCAUUCCGGACCAAUCCGCUCUCCUGAUGWGCCUCGUGUACCUUUAAAAGGUUGAGCUCGUGUCUGUGGCUUCCCCUCGGCUCUGUGUGUUUCUUCCAGCAGUGACAUGGCAGAGCAGCUGCGUGUGCUCUUGGCUGCAUCCUCCUCCUCCUCCUAAAAGCCCAAUGGAGUGUCUGUACGGAGCCGGAGCCGCUCCGGGUAGGAUGACGGUGCCCGUGUGGAUCGUCCUGAUGUCGGUGUCAGGAGGACUGAGGGCGGAGGACGGCAGAGGAGGAGGAAUGGAGGAACUUAUCACGGAGAAGGAGGCAGAGGAAAGUCACCGACAGGACAGCGUCAACCUGCUGACAUUCAUCCUGCUGCUGACUCUGACCAUCCUCACCAUAUGGCUCUUCAAACACAGGCGGGUCCGGUUCCUUCACGAGACCGGGCUGGCAAUGAUCUACGGUCUAUUGGUGGGUGUGAUUCUGCGUUAUGGCAUUCCUGCCACCAGCUACCACAACAAGACCCCCCUGAGCUGCUCCCUGAAGGAGGGGCCCUCCAGCACCCUGCUGCUUAACGUCAGCGGCAAGUUCUUUGAGUACACCCUGAAAGGAGAGAUCAACUCCRGGGAGAUCCACAAUGUGGAGCAGAAUGAUAUGCUGCGCAAGGUGACCUUUGACCCUGAGGUUUUCUUCAACAUAUUACUCCCUCCCAUCAUUUUUCAUGCUGGCUACAGUUUAAAGAAGAGACACUUCUUUAGGAACUUGGGCUCUAUAAUAACCUAUGCCUUUCUUGGCACGGCCAUCUCCUGCUUUGUUAUUGGGAAUCUGAUGUACGGUGUGGUGAAGCUGAUGCAGGUGGUGGGACAGCUGACUGACAGGUUUUACUACACAGACUGCCUUUUCUUUGGUGCCAUCAUCUCAGCCACAGACCCAGUGACUGUGUUGGCCAUCUUCAACGAUCUCCAUGCUGACGGGGAUCUCUACGCUCUGCUGUUUGGAGAGAGUGUCAUGAAUGACGCGGUGGCCAUCGUGCUUUCAUCGUCCAUUGUGGCCUACCAGCCCACCGGUGGAAACACACACACAUUUGACGCCUCUGCCUUUUUCAAGUCGGUGGGUGUGUUUCUGGGCAUCUUCAGCGGCUCCUUCCUGAUGGGGGCAGCUACAGGAGUCGUCACGGCUCUCGUCACAAAGUUCACCAAGCUGCACUGCUUCCCUCUGCUGGAGACGGCGCUCUUCUUCCUCAUGUCGUGGAGCACCUUCCUUCUUGCUGAGGCCUGCAGCUUCACAGGCGUCGUGGCGGUGCUGUUCUGUGGCAUCACACAGGCUCACUACACCUACAACAACCUGUCUGCGGAGUCCACGAAGCGCACCAAGCAGCUCUUUGAGGUUCUCCACUUCCUGGCUGAGAACUUCAUUUUCUCCUACAUGGGCCUGGCUCUGUUCACCUUCCAGAAUCACGUGUUCAGUCCCAUCUUUAUCUUUGGAGCCUUUGUGGCCAUAUUCAUAGCGAGAGCUCUGAACAUCUACCCGCUCUCCUUUCUUCUCAACCUUGGUCGAAGAGACAAGAUCCGAGGAAACAUCCAGCACAUGAUGAUGUUUGCAGGGCUGCGAGGAGCGAUGGCGUUCGCUUUAGCGAUCCGGGACACCGCCACCUACGCCCGCCAGAUGAUGUUCACCACCACGCUCCUCAUUGUCUUCUUCACUGUCUGGGUCUUUGGCGGUGGAACCACACCCAUGCUGUCCUGGCUGCACAUCAGAUUUGGCARCGUCAAACGACGUCGUGAAGAGCAGCGUCAGCGUGGAAAGUGGAUGUAUUUCAGGGUCGGCGUGGAUUCGGAUCAAGACCUGCAGAUGUCUGAAGACCGCUUCCAGGUCUUGCAGGGGGAUGGUGCCCAGGCUGAGGGACAGAGUAAAACCAAACAGGAGAGUGCGUGGCUCUUCAGGCGGUGGUACACCUUUGACCACAACUACCUGAAGCCCAUUCUGACCCACAGCGGCCCACCUCUCACCUCCACGCUGCCUGCUUACUGUGGGCCUCUGGCCAGCUGUCURACCAGUCCUCAGGUGUACGAAAACCACGAGCAGCUCGGGGACCCCGACUCUGACCUGAUCCACAACGACGCCGACCUGACCUUCAUGUUCGGCGACGCAGCCAUCACGGCCAACGGGGCGGAUGGCKCCGGGGGCCCGGGCUGGAGCGCCAACGGGAAACGGAGCGGCAGUGCGUCGGAGGAGGCGCUGGAGCGUGAGCUGGACUCCCGGGAGCAGGAGCUGCUGAGCCGAGGCACGCGCCUGGUUUUCCCUGUCGAGGACCACAUCUGACAACCCCACCCCCAACCCACCACCACCACCCCUGGUCUUGUCCCCUUUGCCUGAGUCCAUCGCCCUUCCUGACCUUAAACGACCCCCCCACCCGACGAACAAGUGGCUGUUCGUCAGAGAUGAAGCAGAUUGGAGAAAUGAAAGUGGACAGGAAGGAAGGUCUGACAGCGACUCUGUCAGGCAGAGCUCCAGGAGAGUUUGAGUUUAUUCUGAAGAAACACCCGUCUCCACUGGUGACAGGAGAGGAAAAUGUUGACGUGACUGUUUCCACAGCACAAAGGAGAGGACCAAUGCGGGAGUAAAACACCUGUGCAGGAUUUUAUCUGCAUUGGUGGAAAAUACAGCGUCGUCAUAAAGACGUUGUGGUUGAGAUGAAAUGAAACCUCAGUCUCACAUCACGUGACGGGACCAGUUUGUUCGCAGGAAACUGCUUUCUGAUCAGCACUGUCAAAAUGUGGCUUAAAAAAACUUGAUUAAAUGUGCGUCAAUYGUCUGCUAAAA